This is a messenger RNA of Phragmites australis (common reed), 1605 nucleotides long. RefSeq lists its product as uncharacterized. The record is from RefSeq and is a predicted model, not a curated record. Lineage: Eukaryota; Viridiplantae; Streptophyta; Magnoliopsida; Poales; Poaceae. Bases 219 to 1430 code for a protein of 403 amino acids. The transcript has 3 exons.
AACUUGCAUCCCUGUAACCGUACGUUCUACUCUAGCUGUUCCAGGGAAGCACAUCGAUGGGCACCUCUCUACACCGCUAGCUAGUAUGGGGAGAGUACACGUCUCACUCUAGCUAGCUAGUACUCCCUACUAACGAGCUAGCCAUAGUACCGGUGCACAAAUUGAAGUGCACUAGGAAGUUAAAGCCCGGCCGUCGUCGUCCAUUAAGCAGCGCGUCCAUGGCGAACGUCGUCGCGGAGGCCACGGGGCGGCAGGUGGCGUCGUUCGUGCUCGGCUCCGUCGCGACGCUCACCGUGGUUCUGCUCCUGCAGCACCGCCCGGAGGAGCUCAGCCUCCCCAGGGCACCGGUGCAGUUCUUGGGAUGGAGAGGCCGGAACGGAACGUCGUCAUCGUCACCAGCCACGGCAGCGGCAUCAGAGGCAGGUGGGGUCAUCAUUGGAGCUGGUGAAGAGGCUGAUCACCAGGCCAACGUCACGAAGCAGCCCGCUGAUACCACCACAACUACUGGUACUACCGCCGCUGAUCUAGGCCAGCUGGCCGGCGGCGCCGAUCACGAAAAAGAGGUUGAUGCCGAUGCCGAGGACGUGGAGUUCCGGGGCUUGGCGGCCGUGGUGGAGCGCGUGGCGACGUCGGACGACCGGACGGUGAUCAUCACGUGCGUGAACUACGCGUGGGCGGCGCCUGGGUCGCUGCUGGACCUCUUCCUGGAGAGCUUCCGCAUCGGCGACGGCAUCGCGCACCUGCUCGACCACGUCCUCAUCGUGGCCAUGGACCCGACGGCGAUGGCGCGGUGCAGCGCCGUGCACCGGCACUGCUACCUCUACACCAUGGCCGGCAUCGACUUCACCUCCGCCAAAUUCUUCCUCUCCAAAGAUUACCUCGAGCUCGUCUGGAGCAAGCUCAAGCUCCAGCGCCGCGUCCUCCAGCUCGGAUACAACUUCCUCUUCACCGACGUUGACAUCAUGUGGUUCCGGAACCCGUUCAAGCACGUGACGGCGUACGCCGACAUGGCCAUCUCCAGCGACGCCUUCUUCGGCGACCCCGACAACAUCAACAACUUCCCCAACACGGGCUUCUUCCACGUCAGGCCGAACAACCGGACGGUCGCCAUGACCAGGAUCUGGCACGAGGCCAGGAGCAGGUUCCCGGGCAAGAACGAGCAGCCGGUGUUCAACGCGAUCAAGAAUGAGCUCGUGAAGGACCUCCGGCUGCGGGUGCAGUACAUCGACCCGGCGUUCAUGGGCGGCUUCUGCAGCUACGGCAAGGACCUGAACAAGAUCUGCACCAUGCAUGCCAACUGCUGCGUCGGGCUGGGAGCUAAGCUCAGGGACCUCAGGAGCGUGCUCCACGACUGGAAGAACUACACCAAGAUGCCGCAUUGGGCCAAGCACGCCGCCAAGUGGACGGUCCCUGGUGCAUGCAUCCAUUGAUGAUUGAUCGAUGAAACGUACAUACAUCGAUCUAGUUGCUGGUUACACGUACACAGUUUUAAAAUUUGUUGCUGUAAGCCGAUUAGUUUUUGUCCCGAAUUUGUCGAACACCUACAGACUUAAAGAGUACUGUACUACUGUAUGUUGCUUACUGUAUACCGGCCAAAAAUAUAUA